UGUUAACUUAAAAAAUAAAAGAUCCUGGAGGCUGCCUUGCGACACUAGCUAAAACACUCUUUGAUAACUGGGUUAUAGAAACGAUGGAAAAUGUUAAAUUUAAUGUACAAAAUACAGUUUGAUUACCCACAAUGCAACGCUGUAAUAGUUUAGCUAAAGCUAACAAACGGCUGACACAUUUCUACUCUUUUCAGCUUCCGCUAAAGCUCCACAAACCAAGCAGACGGAUCACGAGUUAAACAAAGAUGAGAAUGAUAGUAUUUAUUAAAUAUAACAUACAAUACUUAAUUACUUUCUCUUUUAUUUAAAAUUAUACUUCUCCCUGUGUCUUCGUGUGAUGACUUCAGAAACAGUUCUGCUGCCACCUGCUGUUCGUUAGUGAAAACUGCAUCCAUCUGUGGGGAAACGAGACAAACUACAAAGUGAUCCCAGUUUUCAGACCUCCUUCACACAACUGUAGUUCAGGACAUGGGUAAACUUAUGGAGGAACUACUAAAACCACAGACUGGAGGCGAUAUUGCUGUAGUACGUCAGAGGGCAGCUGGACUGGAGGAGAAGGGAGGCUGGGAGUGGACCAGUAAACCGAUGAGGGAGGAGAGGGAGGAUGGCGAGAGAGCAGCAGCAGACAACCAGCAACAAUGGACGACUCUCAACAGUUUAAUAGAAAUCCUAAGUGAAGCUCAGCCCGGAGGCAGGUUUUGGUCCCAGACUCUGAAAACUUUCUGCUGCUUCGCCCCGGUGGCUGCAGUGUGGUUUGCCUGCCAGCUGGAGGCGCUGCCGGGCCCCGCUCUGCCGGAGGAGGACGCAUGCUGCAGGCUGCUGUUACUGUGUUUACUGUGGGCAGUUCUGGCUGGAGGUAUUUACGCUCUGAAAGGCUGUCUGCAGCCAGAACCGAACAGGGAACCUCCACAGAGGAAACAGCAGCUGGUUGAGCCUGAAAUCAGCAAAAAUCUGUACUCAUGCCCGCUCUCCGGGCCGCCCCUGGUUUGGACCCCGGAGGCCUCGGUUCCUCUGACCCGGGCCCUGACCGACAGUUUGCUGCUGUGUGUGCUCCAGGAGCCGCUGCAGGACCCCGCCGUGUCCCACAUCGAGGCUCUCCGCUCCAGGCUGCAGGCGGUGGCUGUCACCCUGUAUAAGGUGAACUUUGGCCCGGAGGCGACGCUGGAGGAGGCGGGCCGAGGCUCCGCGCUGACGGACAAACUGAAGCUGCUCUGCGCCUACCUACAGCAGAGGACGGCAUCCCUCCAGGUUCUGGUCCAGGUCCAGAGCGACUUUGAGUCCAGCGUUGAGGACUUACUGCAGGGGCUGGACGGGCUCUGGACCCAGCUGGAGGAGCUGCACACUGGAGUGACACUCACCAAAAACGACAGCCAGGGCAGCAGAGACCUGACUUUGGUUCAGGAAGACGCCGAGAGCUUGGUGUCAGUGUUGGCUCAGUACCGGACCAAACUGCACUCCUGUCAGGCUCACCUGAAAAGCUGCACACAGCUCCUACAGGAACUAACUUGGAGUCACGCUCACAUCAGUACCAAAGUGAACAGCAGCUGCGAGUCCGUCUGGGCCGAGCUUUUGCUUCAGUCCAACAUCGAACAGUUUGACAAAGUUCAGGAGAAUUUCAGCUCUCUGGAGCAGCAGACUGCCACCUUUAAGACCCACCUGGAGGGACUUGGAAUAGACCAUCAGGACGAACCUGUCGGGCCGCUCGCUGCUGCUAACAGAACCGAUGCGGUUCCCUCCCUGCCAAACCCCCUUCAUAUUGUGGAUUUGCCUCUGAGGACCUCAACCCCCAUAGGAACGAAGAAAUACUCCCAUUUAUCGCUGCGCGAGAGGUCGGCACUCAAGUUCUCCUCCACGAUGGGAUGCUUACCCAAACCUGGAAGGAAGAAAUGAUUUUAUUUACCUGAAAGAUUCAGGUUUUAUAAUUAGAACUGCUUUAAUUUAUAAAAUGUUUUGCAGAUGUUGAUCAUCUGCUGAAUGCCUCUGAAUUAAGUAUUUAUUUUUAUUUGUUUACUUUGUACAGGAUGCAGCUUGUGUAUAUUUCCAUCUAUAACUCAGCUUCAGUGAUGUCAGCUUAUCAGCAGGUGCAGAGAAUGUUUUGAACACUAGGGGGCAGACUUACACCGGAUGUUACAACAAUGCACGGCUUUGUUCUGGGACAGUCAGCAUUUCUUCAAGACUAAAGCGGAAAAAGCUUUGAUUAAUUCUUUUUAAAAAUUAAAAAAAGAAAAUGCUAUUUGCUGAUUUACUCUAAAAACACAGAAUGAGUUUCAAGCUAAGAAAGUUUUAAAGAAAAUAUUUUCAGCACAUUUUCCCCAUAAAAAGUGAGACAAUAUUUUUAUUCACGAUGCAACUCUAAGCAGUUUAUAAUUUUCUUUUAAUUUUAAAUCUGUAUCUUAUGGACCUUGCUUGGAGCAGUUUGAGAUUUAUGUAAAUGCAUUAAAUUAUUAAUUACUUCAAA
This is a messenger RNA of Xiphophorus hellerii (green swordtail), 2458 nucleotides long. RefSeq lists its product as uncharacterized. Bases 469 to 1890 code for a protein of 473 amino acids. The record is from RefSeq and is a predicted model, not a curated record. The transcript has 11 exons. Lineage: Eukaryota; Metazoa; Chordata; Actinopteri; Cyprinodontiformes; Poeciliidae.